This is a messenger RNA of Pelodiscus sinensis (Chinese soft-shelled turtle), 4236 nucleotides long. NCBI's taxonomy places the organism in Eukaryota, Metazoa, Chordata, Testudines, Trionychidae. The record is from RefSeq and is a predicted model, not a curated record.
UGUCUUUUCUGUUUACCUGCAGAUUGUGACUGUUUCUCUUGUGGCAUCUGUGUGGAAAGUGCCACACACGCUCCAGAACAACAACGGCUUUUGCUUGCAUUUUCCAGUGUUUUCUUUGUCAGCAAGUUCAGCAACAUUGUAAUUCAAGUGCCAGCCCUGAGCUGAGUGAGGAGCCACCGGCUGAGAUGGUAAAAAUGACAAAAUCAAAAACAUUCCAAGCUUACCUUCCAAACUGCCACCGAACCUACAGCUGUAUCCACUGCAGAGCCCACCUAGCCAAUCAUGAUGAAUUGAUUUCCAAGUCUUUUCAGGGAAGCCAGGGAAGAGCCUACCUCUUUAAUUCUGUUGUAAAUGUGGGAUGUGGUCCAGCAGAAGAGAGAGUUCUUUUGACCGGUUUACAUGCUGUUGCAGAUAUCUAUUGUGAAAACUGUAAAACUACUCUUGGAUGGAAAUAUGAACAUGCAUUUGAGAGCAGUCAGAAAUACAAAGAAGGAAAAUUUAUCAUUGAACUUGCGCAUAUGAUCAAAGACAAUGGCUGGGAGUAAAUUAAAAGCAUUUUUUUCCACUCUUUUUGGACAAUAUUCUGAGGAACAUGCUUUAUAAAGACUAAUACAAGUGAAAAGAUUUUGACUGAGAUGGCUCUGAGAAUAUCACUGAACUUUAAAACCUCACAAAUGUAUGGUUUGUGUAUCUUUCAGGCCAUAUUUGCCUUUUUUCUCCUUGUGUAAAUUUCCUCUUUUUGUAUAUGUAUUCUUGUGUGAACAGUUGUUUUGGAACAUUUUGGAUGACUUUUUUCAAAAAUCUCAAAUUCUAGAGAGACAGUUCACUAACUGCAAAUGAAUUUUACUGGUUAGCAUCUUUAUUUGACCUAUGCCUUUAAUGCUACCUUCUGCUGUGCAUGCUUUUUGCCUAAACACCUACACCAAAUCUGAUGAGUAAUCCUGAAGAAUGUAUGGGCUGGGGUAUCUUUUUAUAUGUAGCAAUUUCUGGUAUCUCUGGGUGUGAAGGGAUGCAGUAUUUGAGUAUUCAUUAAUUGCUUUUUAAAAUUUGUGAGUACCAUAAUUUGUGUAUAUCUUGCAGGCAAGUAAGUUAAAGGUACAGUUCACAUUUGGAAUUCUUUUGGUUAUACUGAGUCAAUUUAGUACAUCUUAAGUUUUGCAAAGAAUACAUUAAUAGUUCGGUAUUUUUAGUGCAACUAAUUUUCAAGGGAUACUAAGGUAGUGACACUAGAGAAUAUAUUUAACACAAUUACAUUCCUUAUCCAGCAAACUUGUAUCUUGAAGGGAGAAGUUGACAACAUUACAACCUGCAAAUUCAAAGGGCCCAAAAAUAUCUGCAUCUUGUAUUUAUAAAAAAUUAGUGUAAAAAAGUUUUGGUAAUGUACCUUUUAACAGUAACAGGGACUUGUGCAUCAGUGAAGUUUUAUGGCUGGUUCCAUGUAGCUAUGUAGUCUAAUGCACUGGACAAAGAGGUUGUUAUAAAGAAAAUUCACUGAAACAUUCUGCUUUUGCUACACUUUAACAAAAAUAGUUAUUUUUAUGUAACAAGAGGCCAGAACUUACGAGAUUGAAAUUUAUAACCGUACCUGCAGAAGAGUGAGUGUUGAUGGGUGGGCAGGAAAUUGUGACAACUCAAUUUCUUCAUAAAAUAGAAUAACAAGAUAAUUAAAAAAAGAAAAGGGGGCUUGUUGGUUUGCUGGAUAAAUCAUCCCCAAAGACAUUUUCAUAACAAAAUUUAUAUAAAGCUCACAUUCUUUCUGGUUUUUUUGGGGGGACGGACCUUGCAGCUUCUUCUUACUUGAAAUAACUUAGUAAGAAAAGCUUCUGUGGAUGUGUAGCUACAAAAUUUACUAUUGAGUUCCCUGCAUGCACUUUCAGAGAGGUUUUUAAAAAAAAAAACCCUUCUCUUAUAUUAUUUGCUAACUCUGUUAUCAAAUGAAAAAUAUUUGUGGAGGGCCUUUUGUAUUUGGCUCCCUUAAUGCUUGAGGACAGAGCAGUUGGGAAUGCCUUUUACAUUAACUAACACUACAUAAGUACUGAGAUGAAAUUAACAGUAUGAAAGUCUUAUUAUAGAACAGAAGUUAGUUUUCUUUUAAUAACCAUUUUAACAUGGCAUUUGUGAAAUUUGCAUUAUGUGCCAUUGCUGCUGCUAUUACAUUUUGGAUAAAUCUGUGACAGGCUUUCAAAAUUCUACUGCACUUUAUUACCACACAUAAUUCAUUUACAAACAUGCAAUAGUUAGGAGCAAAUCAGAAGUUGUACAUCAGGAACUGUGAUGAUAAACCUAUAGAUCCUAUAUUUUAAAAAGUACUAGGUCUUAAAUUCAAGGAACUGGUCCAGUAUAGUUGUGUCCAAGGUGGAUUUUUGUGGAUUGGCUAAUAUUGCUCUUCCAUAAUCAAAAAUUAGAUUGGACUCAGGUGUUCCCUUUAUCUGAAUGUCACGGGCACAAGAUGGUCAUCUGGUGCUGCCCAUCUGUUCAAUCUGAAAGAACCCAAAAUUCUAUUUUGUUUGGAUUAUUUUUCAGUCUUCCUCUACUGUAAUGUCCAUUGCCAACAAUGAAAGCACUGAAAUAGCCAUGAGUAAGGAGUUUGUGUUGGCUUCAAAGCCUAAAAGUAACACACACAGAGGUAUUUAUAGGAAAUUCAUACUUUUCUUGUUGGAUAUUUAUGGACUCAAAGAGAAUUACAUGUACGUUGAAGAGAAAACUACCCCCCCAUCCUUCGCUAUAAAAAUGAUAGUACAAAUUUAGAGUUAAUGUUUUCUUUUUAACAGAGGGAGAACAAUCUAGAAUAAUAUUUUAAAUAGUGGAUUUGGAUGUUUCAUACCAAUGAGAUUUAAAAAAAAAAAAAAAACUAGAAGAAAUCUUAUUUAGAGUCUCAACCUCUUUUUUCAGUGCAUUAUUUCUUUGUAUUUCAUACUGGACAUUUUCACCAAAAUCUUAAUUACCCUCAGUGCCAAAGGUUGGGAUUUCAUUAAGUGUUUAGCACCUAAACUUCAAUUACUGGCAUAAGGAAUUAUUGUGAAUUUCAUAUGAUGUUAUGGCUUUUAAGAGAACCAAAUAAAGAAAUACUCUUAUUGGUCUUUUGAGGGUAAAGGGAGGCUAAAAGGUAGUGGAGACACAGAGCUAUAACAAAUAAAAAUUCCAACACACUGCUAUGCUCAGUAUGAUAUCUGGGAGUAUGUGAACCUUUUUUUCUUAUUGCUUGACAUUAUCAGUUAUUCUUUGAAAUAAUUCUCCCAGUGUAUAGACGUGGAGAGUUAUGCCUAAUGGUUUUGGUGGAAGUUGGUUCCAGAUACCAGUGGCUGCUGGUUGACGACUGAAAUUUCCAGCAGAAUAUAUUAAAAAGAAAAAACUUACUUGAAGAUAAUUCUAUAAAGCAUUUUCCCUCUAACUUUUUAUGUAAUAUAUUAAGAUUAUAUUUAAAGUGUUUGUGUGUUCAUUCUGAGCAAGUUUACUUCCUCUCCCACUUGAGCACUUUUGUUACUUGUACUGGUUAUUGUUAUUGUUGGUCUUAACAUUUAUUUUGUAUUUUUUAUAAACUUUAACAAAAAGAUUUGGUGAAUUCUUUUAUUUCAUGCUAGCUCUUUCUUGGGCCAAAUGAACCAAUUACGAGCUGGCUUCUUGGAAGGAGUGUUCAUUGGAUACAUAAGAAUAUGCUAGCAAAAAUAUACAUGUAUAGAAAGGAUAUUCUUUUGAACCUAUAAAAGCUAUCUAUGACUGUCCUAAAAUAAUUAAUCAUCAGAAUUUUACAUGAUUUUGGAAUCUGACAGAUUCUUCAUUAUCUAGGCUCUAAUUAGUGACUGUAAACAUGUGUUGCAGUUGUGAGUCUGCUUCAAGUGCCAACAUUUUUUCAUUCCAUAACAACUAUAGACACCUUUGGCUACGUCUAGACUACAAUGAUCUCUCAGAAAAAGGUACGCAAAACGUGCUCCACAAUUUGUGUACCUUUUUCCAAUGGUUUUUUUUGGAUGAGGCUUUUCCGAAAUUCAGCCCAUUUACACUGGGCCAAAUUUUGGAAAAGCCUCCUCUUUUGGAAGAGCCCUUCUUCCUCAUGGGAGGAGAAAGACAGGGCUUCCAGAAGAUCAGACGGUAUCUCAGAAAAACCCCAUCGUGUAGACAUAGCCUGUUUAAACAGCAAAAAGCAAUACUGUUAUUAACAAAAUGUUAAGUUGCAAAAUUUCCUGUAAACUUUCUGACAUACUUAGGGUGGACUUGAUGAUACAUUAGCCUAACCAC